This is a messenger RNA of Mytilus californianus (California mussel), 6073 nucleotides long. RefSeq lists its product as uncharacterized. The transcript is spliced from 11 exons. Bases 460 to 1299 code for a protein of 279 amino acids. The record is from RefSeq and is a predicted model, not a curated record. Lineage: Eukaryota; Metazoa; Mollusca; Bivalvia; Mytilida; Mytilidae.
AAAACUCUGACUGCGCUCUAAUUUACUUCCUGUUUUGAUAUUUAUUCGGAUCCUUGGCUUUUCUCGUAAUAAUUCAUACAUUCAAAUGUGGAGGCAGACAUUUCAUUGUUUGACGCAAUGAUAAGCAAAAUAGAAAGUAGAACAGAAAUUAGUUAGAUCCUUAUAAACGGAGAGCAGUGACAUAUAUUUAAUGUACUUUGUUGAUUUCAGCCUAUUUAUUACUUGAGGACCCUCAGAGAAUAUUGUUGUGGCUAAUGAAAUAAAGACUAUUUAUCUAUUUAGAGGUACAUUUAACCAUUUAACGAGAACGAAAAGUACGUCGACUGUCAGCUAAAAGGGGUGACUAAAGACUAAAAUCAGUUUGUUGUGAAAUCCGAAUACUGGAAUUGCAACCUUAUUAUGACGAUGUCAGGCAACAGCCAUUAGAACAUGCACAAGUAGGAGAGUACAGUGGAGGAAAUGAACAUUGUUGAUGAGGGUGAUGUAAAAAUGGAACCAUGUGAAGAUGAUAAUUUUUUGAUAGACCAUCAUGAUGAACUUCCUGAGGAGGCACACACUUUUCCUCCUAAGAAACCAAAGGGCUUAAGGAACCUGCUGAUUGUUAUCGUGUUACUUGGGAUAGCUGGCUUUGGAAUAGCUCUUUAUGUUCAUUUUUCAUCUAACUCGGGGUCUACGUCAACAAGCAAUAGUACAAGUAACGAAACAGAAAUUAUGGCAAAUGUUGGACAGGACAUAGACACCAAACAUAUAAUACCAGAUGAUCGUGUUACAUCUUGUCUAUUACACGAUAAAAUUAAUGAGGAUAUCGACCCAUUUAUUGACAAAUGCACACCCGGUAGCCAAUAUGUGAUGGAUCGAUGUAACAAUAAAUCUUCGCAUAGUUGUAAUGAUUGUUGUGACGACUGUAAAAUCAAAUUGCCGAAGGAAUGCUUUUGUGAUAUAUAUCUUCAUUGUCCAGAGAAUAGAGAUAGACCGGCGAAGAGGAAAUAUAAUGCGUGUUUAGGUGAAUAUUGUCCAUGUCUUAAUAAUGGCACUUGUAAAGAUCUUCCAUUUCAAACAGCAACCGCAAAAGAUAUAGAAUGCUUUUGUCAAGAAGGAUUCAGCGGUCGUUAUUGUCAAUAUAUACCAAUCUUGAUUUGUGAAGAAAAAUCGAGUACCAGUAAAUUACCAAGUAUUAAAAAGUGCAGUGGAAAUCAUGAUGCGAAGUGCUAUAUUUUACAAAACAAUACCAUUUUCAUCUGUGAAAUACCACAACAUAAGUCUCAAACUCAUAACAUUACUAACUGUACCAACGUUUGAGAGUGUUGGUGAAGAUGUAAAUAUUAUCCAUCUACUAUACUCUAAACUGUAAUUGAUUCACCAAACAACACAAUGAUACACUGAUGCCAGUAAAUAGAUACUAAUGUUAUUCUUAUUAAGGAAAACAAAAGACAAUCUGCAUUAUUGUCUUAACUGUUGUGCAGUCAUACAAUGUUUUACGUUGCACGUACUUUGUCUUCAAUACAAACCAACUCAAUAUUGAAUUGGGCGUGUAAUAACUAUAUUACUUAGUGAUCAAUAUGUGGUUAACUAUUUUGUCUGCAAAAUAUUGUAAAUUGUGAAAAUAUUUCAUGCUGAUUGUAAAUGGUUUCCUGUGACCCUAAUUUUGUAAGUACUUAUAUUUGAUUUGACUUUCAAGACGAGUUUUUAAGUCCAAAAUACAACAAUAAAGGUACAAGAAAAAUUAGAAGUGCAUUUACACAUCUAAGUUUAAAUUUGUAUUGCUGAAUUAAUAUUAAGUUUUUGAAAACGUUGAUCUAUUGAUAACCUAAGUUUGAAAUAAACCUUGAAGUAAAGUAUGCUGAUUACUAGAAAGACAAUAUCAAUCAAACAGAAGAGUAUCGAUUUAGCCUCAGGGAUUUAAGCAUACGAUCACAGAGUAAAUAUCAACCCUAAUUUUGUAAGUACUUAUAUUUGAUUUGACUUUCAAGACGAGUUUUUAAGUCCAAAAUACAACAAUAAAGGUACAAGAAAAAUUAGAAGUGCAUUUACACAUCUAAGUUUAAAUUUGUAUUGCUGAAUUAAUAUUAAGUUUUUGAAAACGUUGAUCUAUUGAUAACCUAAGUUUGAAAUAAACCUUGAAGUAAAGUAUGCUGAUUACUAGAAAGACAAUAUCAAUCAAACAGAAGGGUAUCGAUUUAGCCUCAGGGAUUUAAGCAUACGAUCACAGAGUAAAUAUCAUUUCUGAUCUAUAUUGUAUGUGUGGAAAAAGGUUAAAUCACAAAAGUUGUGGAUGCAACAUUGAGAAUGUACGCCAUUUCUUCUUCGACUGCCAUUUAUAUACAUACCAGAUAGAAAUUGAUCUACAUACCAGAUAAAAAUUGAUGUAUAAUCUUAGAUAUGGCUCACUGUUAACCUUAUAUUGAAUGUUUUUAUUUAUCUGAACGCCGCUUGCUUCAGAACAAAUUUUAACUGAACAUUAAAAUUGAUAAAAAAAAUAUAAAUUCAUCAUCAGCUUUCAAAUUCGAUUUAUAUAUUUAAUAUUAACGAUUAGAUAAAGCUUAGGUCAAUAGAAUAUCAUAAAUCAUGUAAUUUGCCAAUAUAAGGCGAAAACAGCUUGUUUGAUUUAUUUCUCAAAAUGUUCAAGGGACAUAUGAUUUGGAGAGCUUCAUGCUCAGUUGAUAUUCGAUAUUUAAGUUCAGUUCCAUUAUUGAUAGAUCAAUAUUCAUUUCAGCAAAACCUAUUACCAAGUAAGAUUAGAAUAGAUCUAACCAAUCUAUUGUUUCAUAUAUCUGCAAUUUAUCAAUGCAUUAUUACCAGAGUUAUUGUUGUUACUUUAUUUUGAAGAGAAUCCUUAUACAACGUAAAAGGUUUAAGAUUAUUUCAUCAAUAAGAAAAAAGUCCAAAUCGCACAAAAUACAAACCCUUUAACAGUUUUAUUCCGAUUGACUUCAGUUUACACUUUUAUCAAAUCACCUGGAUAUAAAUCUCAUAUGAAUAUAUUAACAUAAUUAUCAAAUUGUUGUAUUUUUUGUAUUUUUAAACUGUACUUGUCUACAAAAUAUUGUAAGCUAUGAUUUGUCAAACUAUUUGCUUUUGGAUUGUUUGUUUUAAUUAUACAUGACUCUACAUUUAUAGAUAAACAUAUUUGAUUUAUUUAUCUGAGGUACUAUUCGGACGCAAUAUGGUUUUACUGUGUUAUUUCCAUUUUGUUUACCCUCGUAUUGAUAUUUUGUACUUUAUCUAGAAAGUGUGUAAUAUUAUGGUACGUACUAUCAACGACACAAUUUUUUUUAUUUUCCAAUUAUUGAUUUAAAACAAAAACAUUUUUUUAAACUACAAUUUCAAAAAUCGAUCUUAGUUUGGGAGAAUAUGAUUAAUUCAUCAGUUGUUAUUGGCUCUGUACUAGGAAGAGGGACGAAAGAUACCAGAGGGACAGUCAAACUCAUAGAUCGAAAACAAACUGACAACGCCAUGGCCAAAAUAAAAAGACAAACAGACAAAUAAUAGUACAGAUACUAUAGUACUAUAGUACAAGCUUUCAGUAACAGCGAUCACUCUUAUGUUGAUGCUUGUUUGUCUAUUGUAAUUAUGAUAGUUGUUUUGGGCCAAUUGCAACUUAUUUUUACAUUUUGUUCUUAUGUUGUGCUGUAACACCACUGUUCCAGGUUUGGAGAGGGUUGGGCGCUUACAGACAUGUUUAAACCCGCCGCAUUCUGAAUGUGUCCGUCCCAAUUAGGGAGCAUGUAGUUCAGUGGUUGUCGUUGAUGUAUGUCUAUCAUAUUUGUUUUUUCGUAAAUUGUUUUGUUAUUAAUUAGUCCGUUAGUUUUUCUCAGUUGAAUUGUUUCACAUUUUUCAUUUCGGGGCCGUUUAUAGCUGAAUAUUUAAACGGAUUUUCUCAUUGUUGAAGACCGUUUGGUUGCCUACUAUUGCUUACAUUCACUUCAUUUGAACUUGGAUAGUUAGUUGUCUCAUUGGCAUUCAUACAACAUCUCAUUUUUUUUAUAUUUAGCUCUUAAAUCUUGAAACAUAAACAUUGUCUCAUAAAGAAAAUUACUGCCUUUGCAAAUAUUUUAAUAUUUAAUUCUCAUUUUCACAAUCAAAGGCUGAUUUUUGUCGUUAUUUUACGUCUUUAAUAUCAUGGGGUUAUAAUACUUCUUUUCAUAUUACAAAAUAAAAUGUAUAUCCUUAGCAAAUCAAUAAUUUCUACUUUUCUAAAAUAAAUUUAUGUACCUAUGUAUCGUUACUUUUGUCAACUAGUAUAUAUCAAAUUCAGCUUCAUGAUAUGGAAACGAAAACAUUCUACGCGUAUAGUAAACCGAACUUUAAAAAAAUAUACAUUUUUUGUCGACUAGUAUAUAUCAAAUUCAGCUUCAUGACACAUUACAAAAACCGAACUUUAAAAAAAAAUAUUAUACUUAUACAACCUAACAAUUUCUAUUUGAUAUUAACAUUAAUGAUAUCUUACGACAGCAAACAAAACUGCAAAAGCCGUACAAAUGAAACUAGUUGCUUCGACAGAUGUAACAUCUCACCUUUUCUGAAAAUAUAGGAGUUGCCUUUCUGGCAAGUUAAAUGACGCUGAUCAUGUAGAAAUUAAAAUACAAUCGUUAUUUUGUAUAUUAGUAAAUUUUAUUGACUGAACUAAUUAUUUGUUAAGCAAUCCAAUCACAAAUGUUCAUGUUUCCAAAAAGCUAUACUUUAUUGAAAUACCGAUUUGCAUGUACUGAUAGUAUCUUUCAGAUUGUGUCGACUUUCGAAACCCUAAUGUUAUAUCUUAAAUUUUUCAUAAAAGGAUUACAAAUAUAAAAAAAAAAGAAAUUUCCUUAACCACACUGGCCCUAUAGAUUCUAUUAGCAAAAGGGGACGAAAGAGGUUUUUUGAAUCGAGAACGUGGAACAUUUAGAAAACUUUCAAACACAUGUAGCUUCAAGUAUUGAAAGCCUUUUCAGAAAAGAAAAUGACCCAAUAUAAAAUGUAGCUACAAGUCGCAGACAAAAGAUAUUUUUAACAAUUAAUACAUCUAUUUCUUUAAAAUUUAUAUACUGCUUUUACAAUAACGUAUGUCAUACACCUAUCCGGGAACAACCUUUAUGCCGAUAACUUACUCUUACGAAAAACCCUUAUCCUGGAAAUUUCAAUUUUAUGAAGUAAAUAUGUCUAUAAGUAUCAAUAAGCAGUUCUUUUAUUUGAGUUGGUAAAUUAUAUUGAUGAAUUGCCAUUUUUUAUGUAUUUUUUUUUUAAAUUAAGUUAUCUUUUCGUUGAACUAAUAAAGAAAUAAGAAAAGUAGCUGUCUAGAUAUAAAAUAAUGUCUCCCGUGUAACUGUUACCCUUAGAAAAAAAUCAAAUAGGAACCAGCUCACAUUCGCGGUAUUUUUCGAAGUCCGUUUUCAAUUUGAAAAUAGGAAGGGGGGCAUUGAUGAUAGAACUUUUGUUCAAAAUAUAUACAUCGAAUAAAUUAAAUCGAAAGAAAUAAGGAAUUGACACUAGACAUCACUUGUGGAAAAGAGAAUAUGUUGUGUAUACAUUUAUAACCUUAUACGAAGACGAAUACGAAAGUUUUAUUUUGAUUCGGUUCACAUGUAACAAUACAAACAUAAGCUCUUAAGAGCUUUUUACCGAAUAUAAGGUAACACAAACACAACAUUAAAACACACAACAUGCAGACAGGAUAUAUAACAGCACAGUCAUAUCGAAAUACAUGCAAAGCACUUUUAAAAUACAUAUCUAAAGCCAAAGCUGAAGCACAACUAAAAAUUAAGCACAACUAAAAUUAAGCACAAAUAAAAUAUAGCACACAUGCAAAAAUUUAAGGCAUAAUAACAUGUUAGAGCAACUUCUAAAAUAUGAUAAAGCUUAUCUACAAGCAGAACAACAACAUUUUGAACCAUUCCAAGACUGUAUAAGGCUCUUAAAUUGAGAAAAACUGUUUCAGUCCUGAAAUGGUCAGGUAGGCUGUUCCACAGAGUAGCAGCUGCAAAUUUAAAACUUUUCUUACCAAACUGUGUAGUUUUUACAUGUGGUAUAUCCAGUAUAUUACUAUAUCUGAAAGAAUAUUUACAAUCUUUUACAUUUAAUAAAUCAUGUAAACAGA